Messenger RNA from Trichosporon asahii var. asahii CBS 2479, 1548 nucleotides. RefSeq names its product branched-chain alpha-keto acid dehydrogenase E1-alpha subunit. Gene Ontology annotation, molecular function: oxidoreductase activity, acting on the aldehyde or oxo group of donors, disulfide as acceptor. The coding region runs from base 1 to 1548 and encodes 515 amino acids. Lineage: Eukaryota; Fungi; Basidiomycota; Tremellomycetes; Trichosporonales; Trichosporonaceae. The transcript has 3 exons. Gene Ontology annotation, biological process: branched-chain amino acid catabolic process. The record is from RefSeq and is a predicted model, not a curated record.
AUGCUCUCUCAACGCGUUUCGAGGCUGCCGACGGCGACCGCGGCGCGCAGGCUGCGUCUCGAGCGAGGCCUUAUUACGGGCCCUCCCCCCGAUGUGCCGGGUACGCACCACCAGACUGCCACCUCUACGCCGCUGCCGACACCGACGCCUUUGCCGAACUUCGUCCCUCUUCCAGCUCUCCACCGCAUGCGCUCCGUUGAUGACCCCUCGACUGCUCGUCGCGGAGACCAGGAGCUCGUUUACGUCCCCGGAUCAGCGGCCGACCGCAUUGCUCGUGUGAACAGGAUGAGCUCUCCCCUCAGGCGUGGUGCGCACCAGUCGUGGUGGACUGCGGACCAGGGCUGGUUCAACGCCGUUAGCAGCACGAUCCCGACCUACCGUGUUCUGAACGAGGAGGGACGCCCAGUCAAGGGCGGAACCGUUCCGGAGCUCGACAAGGAGGAGGCGCUCAAGAUGUACAAGGCCAUGGCCCUCAUUCCCGUCGUCGACAACGUUCUUUACCAGUCGCAGCGCCAGGGUCGUAUCUCCUUCUACAUGCAGUGCUCGGGUGAGGAGGCUGCUGUUGUCGGUUCGGCCGCUGCUAUGCAGCCCACCGACGAGGUGUUUGGACAGUACGCCGCCCUCCUGUACCGCGGCAUGUCGCUUCAGCGCAUGAUGGGCCAGUGUUUCGGCAACGUUGACGACGACUCGUCCAAGGGUCGCAUGAUGCCGGUGCACUACACUGCCCCGGAUCUCGGCUUCCACACCAUCACCUCUCCCCUCGCUACCCAGCUCCCGCAGGCCGCCGGCGCCGCUUACGCGCUCAAGACGGACGAGGCGCGCCAGGGCGACUGUGUCAUCUGUUACUUUGGUGAUGGAGCCGCCUCCGAGGGCGAUUUCCACGCUGCGCUUAACAUGAACGCCGUCCUCGGUGGGCCCUGCAUCUGGUUCUGCCGUAACAACGGUUUCGCCAUCUCCACCCCCGUCAUCGACCAGUACGCCGGUGACGGUAUCGCUGCCCGUGGCCCGGCUUACGGUCUCGACACGAUCCGUGUUGACGGAAACGACGCGCUCGCCGUCCUCGCCGCGACGCGGGAGGCGCGCCGCCGCGCCGUCGAGGGCAAGAAGGGCGUCCUCGUCGAGGCGAUGACGUACCGUGUCGGCCACCACAGCACCUCGGACGACUCGUCCAAGUACAGGUCGGCGGAGGAGGUGCAGGAGUGGAACACGGUGGACAACCCGAUCUCGCGAUUCAGGAACUGGCUCGUGGACCAGAAGUGGUGGAGCGAGGAGGAGGAGCGCGCGAUGCAGAAGGCGAACAAGACCGAGGUCCUCAAGACGUUCAACAGGAGCGAGAAGCUGCCCAAGCCGAAGCUGAGCGAGAUGUUCAACGACGUCUGGAGCGCGCCCGACGGAGAGAACCUCCCCGAGGUCAUUGCCGAGCAGAAGGCCGAGCUUGGCCACCUCCUCAAGAAGUACGGACAGACUUGGGAGCCAUGGCGCAAGGAGCUCAAGCGUUUCGUCGAGCAGGGUGAGGACGUCAUGGACUGCGAGGGCAAGGCGAGGUAA